Molecule: messenger RNA, 6290 nt
Organism: Vigna unguiculata (cowpea)
Lineage: Eukaryota; Viridiplantae; Streptophyta; Magnoliopsida; Fabales; Fabaceae
Gene: GSL8
Product: glucan synthase-like 8
Biological process (GO): (1->3)-beta-D-glucan biosynthetic process
Cellular component (GO): 1,3-beta-D-glucan synthase complex; plasma membrane
Molecular function (GO): 1,3-beta-D-glucan synthase activity
Source: RefSeq, a predicted model, not a curated record
ACACGGAAAACGACAAGCAAAGGACGAGAGCAAAAAAGUAAAAAGGAAAAAGAACGGAAAAGCCAACUACGCACUUGUUACGUUGCCAUUGCCCUCGAUCCGCGUCUGUUCUGAAGCGAACCUUACUAGUUAAGUUCUCGUUGCAACAAAACCUUGAGCAAUAUAGUUUCUAAACCCUCGUUUGUUUCCGGAAACGCGCUUGCACGCAGCACACAGUGAAGUUCGAGUUCGUAGAGAGCAGGCGAAUCCGCCGCCGCCAUGGUUAGGGCUCGCGAGAACUGGGAGAAGCUGGUUCGAGCGACACUGAAGAGGGAGCAGCUAAGGAAUGCAGGCCAAGGACACGCCAGAGUCCCCAGUGGAAUCGCCGGCGCGGUUCCUCCGUCGCUCGCUCAAACUACCAAUAUUGAUUUGAUCUUGCAGGCCGCCGAUGAAAUUCAAUCGGAGGAUCCUAACGUUGCUAGGAUCUUGUGCGAGCAGGCAUAUAGUAUGGCUCAAAAUCUGGAUCCCAACAGUGAUGGUAGGGGAGUUUUACAAUUCAAGACCGGUUUAAUGUCUGUAAUCAAGCAAAAACUUGCUAAGAAGGAUGGGGUUCGGAUUGAUCGCAAUCGUGACAUGGAAAACCUUUGGAAGUUUUAUCUUCACUACAAGCAACGUCAUAGAGUGGAUGACAUCCAACGAGAAGAACAGAGAUUGCAAGAAUCUGGAACUUUUAGCUCCUCACUGGGAGAGUUGAAGCUUAGAUCAUCAGAAAUGAGAAAGAUCAUUGCUACACUACGGGCUUUAGUGGAGGUCCUGGAGGCACUUAGUAAGGAUGCUGAUCCCAGCGGAGUUGGAGGACUCAUAAUGGAGGAGUUGAGAAAAUUAAAGAAGUCAAGUGUGACAUUAUCUGGAGAGCUUACACCAUACAAUAUUAUUCCUCUGGAAGCACCGUCGUUAACCAAUCCUAUCAGAAUUUUCCCUGAAGUUAAAGCAGCAAUAUCUGCAAUUAGGUAUACUGAUCAGUUCCCUAGUCUUCCUGCUGGAUUUAAAGUAUCUGGACAAAGGGAUGCAGAUAUGUUCGAUCUUCUAGAAUUUGUGUUUGGUUUUCAGAAAGACAAUGUAAGGAACCAGCGCGAAAAUGUUAUCUUGAUGAUAGCAAAUAAGCAGUCUGGACUUGGAAUACCUGCUGCAACUGAUCCAAAAAUAGAUGAGAAAACAAUCAAUGAAGUAUUCUUGAAGGUGCUAGAUAACUAUAUCAGGUGGUGCAGAUACUUGAGAAUUCGUCUUGCUUGGAAUAGUUUAGAAGCUAUUAACCGGGAUCGGAAGCUUUUUUUGGUUUCCUUGUAUUUUCUUAUUUGGGGUGAAGCUGCAAAUGUUCGUUUUCUUCCUGAGUGUAUUUGCUAUAUAUUCCACAAUAUGGCCAAAGAGUUGGAUGCUAUUUUGGAUCAUGGAGAAGCUGGACCUGCUCUCAGCUGCGUAACUGAUGACGGUUCUGCAAAAUUUCUUGAGAAAAUAAUUUGUCCUAUUUAUGACACGCUAGCUAAAGAAGCUGCUAGAAACAACAAUGGCAAAGCUGCACAUUCAGCAUGGAGGAAUUAUGAUGACUUCAAUGAAUACUUUUGGUCCCCUGCUUGUUUUGAAUUAAAUUGGCCAAUGAGAACAGAUUCUCCGUUCUUGCGGAAACCUACACUUUCGAAAAGGUCAAAAAGGACUGGUAAAAGCAGUUUUGUUGAGCAUAGGACAUUUCUUCACCUGUAUCGAAGCUUCCAUCGACUUUGGAUCUUCUUGGCACUAAUGUUUCAGGCUUUGACUAUCAUUGCUUUCAAUCAUGGACAUAUCAAUUUGGAUACCUUUAAAACAAUACUUAGCAUUGGGCCAUCAUUUGCAAUCAUGAAUUUUUCCAAAAGUUUCUUAGAUGUGUUACUUACAUUUGGGGCAUACACGACUGCAAGGGGGAUGGCUGUUUCAAGACUAGUUAUAAGGUUUUUUUGGGGCGGCUUGACUUCUGUUGCUGUAACAUAUCUUUACCUGAAAGUUUUGCAGGAGAGAAAUAGUCGGAACUCUGAUAAUUCAUUCUAUUUCCGGAUAUACCUUCUUGUUCUUGGUGUUUAUGCCGCAUUACGACUAUGCUUUGCACUGUUGCUCAAAUUUCCAGCUUGUCAUAAGCUUUCGGAAAUGUCUGAUCAAUCAUUCUUUCAGUUUUUUAAGUGGAUUUAUCAAGAACGAUAUUAUGUUGGACGUGGUCUUUAUGAAGGAAUAAGUGAUUACUGCAGGUAUGUGGCGUUUUGGUUGGUGGUACUUGCCUGCAAAUUCACCUUUGCUUACUUUCUCCAGAUUAAACCUCUUGUUGAACCUACCAAUAUUAUUGUUGAUCUUCCGUCUUUGACUUACUCAUGGCAUGAUUUUAUCUCAAAGAACAAUAACAAUGCCUUUACUAUUGUUAGCUUGUGGGCGCCUGUUGUGGCUAUUUAUCUCAUGGAUAUUCUCAUUUUUUACACUGUCAUGUCAGCAAUUGUUGGUGGUGUGAUUGGUGCACGGGCUCGGCUAGGCGAGAUUCGUUCAAUUGAAAUGGUGCAUAAGCGUUUUGAAAGUUUCCCCGGGGCCUUUGUAAAAAAUUUGGUGUCACCACAAAUAAAAAGGAUUCCCUUGAGUGGACAAUCAACCCAGGAUUCUCAAGAUAUGAACAAAGCAUAUGCUGCCAUGUUUGCUCCAUUUUGGAAUGAGAUAAUAAAAAGUCUGCGUGAGGAAGAUUUUAUUAGUAAUAGAGAAAUGGACCUGCUUUCUAUACCUAGUAAUGCAGGAAGUCUGAGACUAGUUCAAUGGCCUCUGUUUCUUCUUAGCAGUAAGAUCUUGUUGGCGAUUGACUUGGCUCUAGACUGCAAAGAUACUCAGGCAGAUUUGUGGAACAGGAUAAGUAAGGAUGAAUACAUGGCCUAUGCAGUGAAGGAAUGCUAUUACAGUGUUGAAAAAAUAUUAUAUUCAUUAGUUGGCAAUGACAAUGAAGGAAGACUUUGGGUGGAAAGAAUUUUUCGUGAGAUCAAUAACAGUAUUGUAGAGGGUUCACUUGUUUUAACCUUGUCUCUAAAGAAGCUUCCAGUUGUUUUAUCAAGACUUACAGCAUUGUCCGGACUCCUGAUUCGAAAUGAUCCUGAACUUGCUAAAGGUGCUGCAAAAGCUGUACAUGACCUGUAUGAAGUUGUAACUCAUGAACUGGUUUCCUCAGAUUUAAGGGAGAAUCUCGAUACAUGGAACCUUUUAGCUAGAGCUAGGGACGAGGGACGACUCUUUUCUAGGAUAAUUUGGCCUAAUGAUCCUGAAAUUAAAGAGCUUGUGAAGCGGUUGCAUCUUCUUCUUACAGUAAAGGAUUCAGCAGCAAAUGUUCCAAAAAAUCUUGAAGCCAGGAGAAGAUUAGAGUUUUUUACAAAUUCAUUAUUUAUGGAUAUGCCUUCAGCAAAGCCUGUUAGUGAAAUGUUGCCGUUCAGUGUUUUCACUCCAUACUAUAGCGAAACUGUUCUUUAUGGUACUUCCGAAUUGCAUAAAGAGAACGAAGAUGGAAUAUCUACUCUUUUCUACCUUCAAAAGAUAUUUCCGGAUGAAUGGGAAAACUUUCUUGAAAGAAUUGGUCGAGGAGCAUCCACUGGGGAUGCAGAACUUCAAGAAAGUUCUAGUGAUGCCUUGGAACUUCGUUUUUGGGCUUCUUAUCGAGGGCAGACUCUUGCUAGGACAGUGCGUGGUAUGAUGUACUAUAGGAGGGCUUUAAUGCUGCAGAGUUUUCUGGAGGGCAGAUCACUUGGAGUGGACAAUUAUCCUCAAAACAACUUCAUUACAAGUCAAGAUUUUGAAUUAUCUCGUGAAUCACGGGCACAAGCAGAUUUGAAGUUUACUUAUGUUGUAUCAUGCCAAAUUUAUGGUCAACAAAAGCAGAGGAAGGCACCAGAGGCUGCAGAUAUAGCUUUAUUGUUACAGAGGAAUGAGGCACUUCGAGUUGCUUUUAUUCAUUCUGAUGAACCAUCUGAUGCAAAUAGUUCGAAAGUGUUUUAUUCAAAGCUUGUCAAAGCCGAUAUAAAUGGGAAAGAUCAGGAAAUAUAUUCUAUUAAACUUCCUGGAGAUCCAAAGCUUGGAGAAGGAAAACCUGAAAAUCAAAACCACGCGAUAAUUUUCACUCGUGGUGAAGCUGUUCAAACUAUUGACAUGAAUCAGGACAAUUAUCUUGAGGAAGCAAUGAAAAUGAGAAAUCUUCUGGAGGAGUUUCAUGCGAAUCAUGGCCUUCGCCCUCCAAGCAUUCUUGGAGUAAGGGAACAUGUUUUCACCGGAAGUGUUUCAUCGUUGGCUUGGUUCAUGUCAAAUCAAGAAACUAGUUUUGUAACCUUGGCACAACGAGUUUUAGCCAAUCCUCUCAAAGUUCGUAUGCACUAUGGACACCCCGAUGUAUUUGACAGAAUAUUUCACAUAACUCGAGGAGGGAUUAGUAAGGCAUCCCGUGUUAUUAAUAUUAGUGAAGAUAUAUAUGCUGGUUUCAACUCCACAUUGCGGCUUGGAAAUAUCACACACCAUGAAUACAUUCAGGUUGGAAAAGGAAGGGAUGUUGGGUUGAAUCAGAUUGCACUCUUUGAGGGGAAAGUGGCCGGUGGUAAUGGAGAGCAAGUUCUUAGCAGGGAUAUUUACAGGCUUGGACAACUUUUUGAUUUCUUCAGAAUGCUUUCUUUCUUCUUCACAACUGUGGGUUAUUAUGUCUGCACCAUGAUGACAGUCCUUACUGUAUAUGUAUUCUUAUAUGGAAGAGCAUACCUGGCAUUUUCUGGUCUUGACGAAGCUGUCUCAGAUAAGGCAAAAUUGGCGGGUAACACAGCACUUGAUGCAGCUUUGAAUGCUCAAUUUUUGGUUCAGAUUGGCGUUUUUACUGCAGUACCAAUGAUAAUGGGUUUUAUACUUGAAUUAGGACUGCUGAAGGCUAUUUUCAGUUUCAUCACAAUGCAACUACAGUUGUGUUCUGUCUUCUUUACGUUCUCAUUGGGAACUAGAACUCACUAUUUUGGACGUACCAUUCUCCAUGGAGGUGCAAAAUAUCGAGCUACUGGGAGAGGGUUUGUUGUCCGUCACAUAAAGUUUGCUGAAAAUUACAGACUAUAUUCUAGGAGCCACUUUGUCAAAGCGCUUGAAGUGGCACUGCUUCUUAUAGUUUAUAUAGCAUAUGGGUAUGCAGAGGGAGGUGCUGUUACCUAUGUUUUGGUAACUCUUAGCAGUUGGUUCCUUGUCAUUUCUUGGCUUUUUGCACCUUACAUUUUCAAUCCCUCUGGUUUCGAGUGGCAAAAGACUGUGGAAGAUUUUGAUGAUUGGACAAGUUGGCUUCUUUACAAAGGAGGUGUAGGGGUAAAAGGAGAAAAUAGUUGGGAGUCUUGGUGGGACGAAGAACAGAUGCAUAUCCAAACUUUGAGGGGUCGCAUUUUGGAGACAAUUUUAAGUGCAAGGUUCUUCUUGUUUCAAUAUGGUAUUGUGUAUAAGCUGCAUCUUACCGGAAAAGAUACAUCGCUUGCGGUAUAUGGAUUCUCGUGGGCUGUCUUGGUUGGAAUUGUCUUGAUAUUCAAGGUUUGGACUUUUCCUAAUAAUAUGAUCUUUUUCACAAUUUCUCCCAAAAAGUCGGCCGAUUUUCAGCUAGUGUUGAGAUUUUCCCAGGGAGUCGUAUCUAUAGGCCUUGUUACAGCUGUGUGUCUUGUUGUUGCCUUUACUAGAUUGUCAAUAGCUGACCUUUUCGCAAGCAUCCUUGCAUUUAUCCCUACUGGAUGGGGAAUAUUGUCAAUAGCAAUUGCAUGGAAGAAGAUAGUUUGGAGUCUGGGGUUGUGGGAUUCUGUCCGUGAGUUCGCUAGAAUGUAUGAUGCUGGAAUGGGUAUGAUCAUCUUUGCACCAAUAGCAUUUUUAUCAUGGUUUCCUUUCAUUUCCACUUUCCAAUCUCGGCUUCUCUUCAAUCAAGCCUUCAGCCGUGGUCUUGAAAUCUCUCUCAUCCUUGCUGGAAAUAAAGCCAAUGUUGAGGCUUAGGACUUUCCAUCUUAUAUUCUAUCCAUGCGGGACUUGUAUAUUAUUAUACAUGUAUAUUAUUUUGUAGUUCAGUGUUGAAUUUUUGUACAUUUAGUCUAAAAAAAAUGAAAGGUAUUUUUUAAUGGAUCUGUUAGAUUUUGUCUUCUUGACGACUUCAGUUGUAUAAUGCAUUUUGUCCGGUUGGCUUAGAUGAAAUACCCAUUCUCUCGUGUAGCUUUAGUUUUGUAAGUAUUAUUCAUCAUGAAUACUAUGUUAACAAAUUUAAUAGUUUCACUAAA